Messenger RNA from Chelmon rostratus (copperband butterflyfish), 1902 nucleotides. Its product is annotated as heme-binding protein 1-like. The coding region runs from base 323 to 898 and encodes 191 amino acids. The transcript is spliced from 4 exons. The record is from RefSeq and is a predicted model, not a curated record. NCBI's taxonomy places the organism in Eukaryota, Metazoa, Chordata, Actinopteri, Chaetodontiformes, Chaetodontidae.
ACGAGUCAGCAUCUGCAACUUCUGUCUCCAAAAGAAAAAAAAGCAUCUUUUGAGGAGAACUCUGCUCACUGGAACAAGGCGCGCACUCUUCGCCGGAGGAGAAUUUGCGCCUUGGAGCAUCUGGAUGACAGCGAGAAGUUAACCUCUUGCUUACAAGGUUUUUCCAGGACUUGAGGACGACCACACAAGGGAGCUGUCAGCUGAGAGAGAAAGUUGUUUUGAAGAAAAACAACAAAACAAAAGAAAAGGCACAAGGACGACAGGGAGGACAAAUAACAAGGCAAAGGAGCGGAGAGAGGAGAGGUGACCUGGCCGCAGCGAAAUGUUUGGCAUGAUCAAGAAUUCGCUCUUCGGGAACACCGAGGAGACGGAGUAUAAGCUGCUGAGCAGUGAGACGAAGGAUGGAGUUAGCUUUGAAGUGCGGCGGUACGAUGGGGCCAAAUACGCUGCUGUGUCCUCUGAGGGACGAACCUUCGACCAAGUGACAGGCGAGCUGGUGAGGAAGCUGCUUAUGUACAUCGGCGGGAGCAAUGAACAAGGUGAGGCCAUGGGCACAGCAGCUCCCAUCAUCAUCACAGUGUACCCACGGAAUGACGGUGUUCUGUCUCGCCGUUUGAUGGUCGCCAUCCGCAUCCCCUCCAACUACCAGCAAAGCCCCCCCACUCCUACUGACACCGCCAUCAGGAUUGAGGAGCGGCCCGGCAUGACUGUCUAUGCUCUGCAGUUUGGAGGUUUUGCGGGGGAGAGCGAGUACCGAGCGGAGGCCUUGCGUCUGACGCGCACCCUGGGUGAGACGGCGCCCUUUCAGCGCAAGCAGUACUUCUGCUGUAGCUACGACCCACCGCUCAAGCCUUACGGACGCCGCAACGAGGUGUGGUUUCUACAGGAGGAGCCGUAGGAGCCGUUCUGAGUCAAAUCUCAUGCUGAAUUCUUUAUUCAACCUCAACAACCCUUUCACAGUCCUGUAGCUCUAACAGUAUUUGAUUGGUAAGAGCAAUAUGAUCACUUGAUAGACCUUUGAACCCAAAUGGACAAAUAGAGAUUACCCAUGUUGCCUUCACCCAUCUGAUCUUCUGCUUGUCACACGCACAGCUGCUACACUGAAGUUAGGUGUUCAAGCUGUUUAAAAUUCAAUCAGCGCAGUAGCAUUUUCUCACCUCACUGUCACAUUUUAUGAUCGUUUCUAAUUUAAACCCACUCCUUUUAGCUCUGAGUGAGUAAAGGCUUCUAGACAACGUAGUGUUGAGAAGUAAAAGCAUUAGUUGGAGUCCUGUGCAGUAUGUUUCACACAGGCUUUUCAUGUGAAAACAGGAUGUAGCACUGUGACCGAGUUCAGUUCUCUGCGCCGAGGGAAAACAGAUUUUAAAGACCUUUAGAUAAACUGUUAUCCAAGUAACUGGAAUCUGCAUUUCAUUCCUUUUAGAACUACGUGUUUGCCCUAAAGGGUCGAUUAAGUCCCUGUAGAGUUCUCAUCUUCCUGAAGAGCACACAGUAGGGCUUUGCACAUCUUUAAUCUAGUUUACAACUUAGCAGCGGCUGCAGAGAAAUGUAUAGAAUUAACAUUAGAUACAUGGUAGAUAAAAGCACACUUCCUUUUCCUGAGUCAGGAACUGGAAACAAACAGGAGUUGAGCCAUAAAUUAGGACUAGACUUUAUGAAUUAAUGGGUGAACAGUUGUCAGUGGAAAUCAGCUAGCUUGCUAUUGGUGUUGUUAUCAACUUUGCGGUCGUUUUCAUUUGUGUGUAGUGACUAUUUUGUGUUUUAGUGCAUGACAAUGCCAUCUUUAUUUAUUCAGACUCUUGAAACUGUGCUACGAGAUACAUCUGUACAGUGUGAUUUUCUGUGAUAAGAGUGAAAAUAACGUCCAGGUUUGAUAGUGUUUGAUAACAUAAUAAACAUAUU